AGAGAGAGAGAGAGAGAGAGAGGGGUAGCCAUGGUUUGUAAAUCACAUCAGAAAACAGUGAUUUAUCAAAACCUCCGUGCCCUGCGUUCCAUUACCAAAUCCUCAUCAGUUAAAGAGACUGCUAUAAUACUGGAUGCUGUCCGCUACAUAUGGGAGUUGAAGAUGAAAGUUGAGAGAUUGUACCUCCAACUCCACCUCUCGGACCCCUUGGAGGUUAGGACAGAGAGGAUUGGAAAAGGGUUUUUGGUGAGAUUGUGGAGUCUGAAACGAGACAAUUUACUGGUCACCAUUCUAGAGACUUUUGAGGGACUGGGUUUGAACGUGUUGCAGGCUAGGGUUUCAUCCAAGGACUACUUUUACAUGGAGGCCUUUUGUGUGGAGCAAGGAGAGAGAGUGGAGGGCCAUGUGUUGAAGCAGACUGUUAUUGAAGCAGUGAAGAGCGGGAAGUGUAAGAUUACUGGGUGCAUGGGAGUUGAUUGCUAAGUGCUCAGCUGAAAUGCAUUUAUCCAUAUGAACUUGUUUCUUCUUUCAGGGGACCAGUAAUGUUGUAAAUUGAUGAGUUUUUUCAGGAAUGGAAGUUGCUUUUUCAUAGGUUUAGUUAUAUUGUAUUGUAAACUGAAGUGUCAGCUCAAGGAAUGAAAUUGUUUUU
Amborella trichopoda is the source of this 649-nucleotide messenger RNA. RefSeq lists its product as uncharacterized. Gene Ontology annotation, molecular function: DNA-binding transcription factor activity; sequence-specific DNA binding. Gene Ontology annotation, biological process: regulation of DNA-templated transcription. Gene Ontology annotation, cellular component: nucleus. The record is from RefSeq and is a predicted model, not a curated record. Lineage: Eukaryota; Viridiplantae; Streptophyta; Magnoliopsida; Amborellales; Amborellaceae.